CUCAGUUUGGUGAAGAACUCCUCUUCAAGAACAAAGCGUGUUAUCUUUCGAGAGAAUAAAAAAAACAAAAGUUGUUACGAAAUGAUGGCAGAGGAAGUCAUGUACCGGCAGUACUUUUACGACUACAACCCCGCGAUGGAUCUGUUCGCCGGUCCGGAGUUAAUUCCGUCAACGCUAAACUACCCGGUGAUGGCCCCAGCUCAGUACACCAACACCAGCAGCGACGCCGAGUGGAUGACGGCCAGCCCGGGAAGCUGCUACAGCAGCGGUUCCACCAGUCCAGCCUACUACGAUGCAGCGACUGUUACGAUCCAACCGUCCGUUACCCCACUUCCGGAAGUUCCAGCACACCAGAUCGCCGCAAAGGCACCUUCCAGCCGUCCCCUGUCCAACUCGGCCCGCAUUCUGAGCCAGAUCGAGCGCCAGUACGAGGACAGUUGCUGCAGCAGCGCGUCCGACAGUGACAUCCUGGCCAACAGUGAGAUUCCGACCAAGAUCAAGAUCAAACGGGGCACGACGGUUCCGACGGUGAUCAAGCGGAAACGUCGGCUGGCGGCGAAUGCACGCGAGCGGAAGCGGAUGCUGGGGCUGAACGAUGCUUUUGACAGGUUGAGGCAGCACUUGCCGGGACCGGGCAACGAUCGGCAGCUGUCGAAGCACGAGACGCUGCAGAUGGCGCAGUCGUACAUUACGGCGCUGUACAAGUUGUUGGUGUGAGAUGAGGAGGAAACGGAUGGAGGUUCCUAGUGACUGUUGUAGAUAUAGUUAGGCAAUUCUCUGGUAGGUUCCGCUGGCCAUUAGUGAAAUCAAGUCAUUAAGUUUAAAGAAAUUAUUGUUACUAUAAAAGUUAAAGAUCCAGUAUUAUUUUAAUCUCAUAAGCAUAACUAGAAGAUGUAUUUAAUUUUUUUAGUUUUUAAGAAAAAUAAUUAAACGCAAU
Messenger RNA from Culex quinquefasciatus (southern house mosquito), 937 nucleotides. RefSeq names its product basic helix-loop-helix transcription factor amos. Gene Ontology annotation, molecular function: protein dimerization activity. The transcript has a single exon. The record is from RefSeq and is a predicted model, not a curated record. NCBI's taxonomy places the organism in Eukaryota, Metazoa, Arthropoda, Insecta, Diptera, Culicidae. Bases 82 to 717 code for a protein of 211 amino acids.